CUCAGCUGUUUGCACGAUGACAAGCCCCGUGAACGGCACGAAUGGUACAGUAAAGGAGGAGGAGGAGGAGGAGGAGAAGGUACCUCAAAAUCAUCUCGAUGCUGAAGACGAAGUUGAUGACGGCGAGGAAGACGGCGUAGCUGAAACAGGAGCGGGAGGGGACAGCAAGAAGAAAAAGAAAAAGAAGAAAACCGAAGAAGAAGAAGGCUACUGAGCAGCAGACAGAGCCACCACGCGUAGGCUUGUCAAAACUAUUCUCUGACGGACACUAUCCCGAAGGCGAGACGCAUGAAUAUAAGGACGACAAUGCUUGGCGAACAACGUCAGAAGAGAAAAGGUAUAUUGAACGUAUGAUCAUGGAAGAUCCUGAGCAGACCUACAACAAUAUCCGCAAGGCUGCUGAGGUCCACAGACAAGUACGACGAUAUGCACGCAAGGUCAUUAAGCCCGGAAUGAGCAUGAUAGACAUUGCGGAAACUAUCGAGAACGGCACGAGGGCAUUAGUGGAGGAAAACGGUUUGGAGGCGGGCGUCGGCUUCCCUACGGGCCUGAGUGUCAACAACUGUGCCGCACAUUACUCGCCGAACGGCGGAGAUACCAUGGUCUUGCAAAAUGGCGACGUCCUAAAGGUCGACUUCGGUGUACACGUCAAGGGACGCAUUCUCGACUCGGCAUUCACGCUGACCUUUGAUCACACGUACGACAAAUUGCUCGAGGCCGUGCAGGCAGCCACCAAUACUGGAGUUCGGGAAGCGGGCAUUGAUGCACGACUGGGCGAGAUCGCCGGUUCCAUCCAGGAAACGAUGGAGUCGUACGAAGUGGAGAUUAAUGGCAAACUUAUACCCGUCAAGGCUAUCGAGAAUUUGAGUGGUCACUCAAUUAACCCAUACCAGAUUCAUGGUGGCAAGUCAGUAUGCCUCGUGAAAAACAAUGACCAAACGAAGAUGGAGGAGGGCGAGUACUUCGCCAUCGAGACGUUCGGUUCGACGGGCCGUGGCCGAGUUGUGGAGAGUGGCGAGGUAUCGCAUUACGCCAGGCAGGUGGAUGCCCCAAAUGUCACCCUCCGACUUACUACCGCAAAAUCUUUGCUGAAGACCAUCAACAAGACCUUCGGCACGCUUCCGUUUUGUAGACGGUAUCUUGAUCGAGCUGGCGAGAGCCGAUAUCUUCUCGCGCUCAACCAUCUAGUCUCCCAAGGCAUUGUGCAAGAUUAUCCUCCAUUAUGCGAUGCUCCGGGUGCGAUGACAGCCCAAUUCGAGCACACGAUCCUUUUGAGGCCUACUCGGAAGGAGAUUGUCAGCAGAGGCGAUGACUAUUGAUCAGCUGGUCCCCUUCCCGCGACGAGAAGCGCGCCGUUUGUGGCCCGAGUAGCUAUGUACCUAGUUCCGUUCCUUGUUUACCCCCAAUCGACUGGAUGGUGCGUCCGG
Messenger RNA from Phanerochaete carnosa HHB-10118-sp, 1427 nucleotides. RefSeq lists its product as uncharacterized. The record is from RefSeq and is a predicted model, not a curated record. The transcript has 9 exons. Gene Ontology annotation, molecular function: metalloaminopeptidase activity. Gene Ontology annotation, biological process: proteolysis. Bases 357 to 1319 code for a protein of 320 amino acids. Lineage: Eukaryota; Fungi; Basidiomycota; Agaricomycetes; Polyporales; Phanerochaetaceae.